UUCGCGUGGCUUUGAUUCAGACCAGUUUGUUGCUCUGCUCACACCGCGCCUGUUUGUUUGUUUGUUUUUUUAUUAUCUGUUUGUUUAUGUGUUUGUUUCCCCCUAUUUCAAUUUACUCGGUCUGCAUCGUCGAAUGGCGGGGAUUUUACAAUGUCAGGAGUUUCAUAAUGUGUUAUUCAAUCGAUGUUUUUCGAUUGGGUGGAGAUUGCAGCGAUGGCGUGGGGAUGCAGCAGGACUGUGUUGCAUGGGUCGGAUUAGGCAUUUAGAUUGAUAUUGUGGAGGAGAGAAUUUUCGUUUGGUUGAUUUUGUGGUAUGGCGACGUGCGGGGGUGCGAGGUGGGGGAGGAAAGGGGGAGGGCCAAUUCCAGGGAAAGGUGUGUUGUUUAUAGAGCUUAAGAAUCGCAUUCUGGUGUCAUUGCACAAGCUGUCUGACCGGGAUACCGAGCAGCUGGCGAUGGAAGAGCUAGAGCUAAUUGCCCACAAUUUGACUCCGGAGGGGAUCGCUCUCUUUCUUGCCUGCUUGUUUGACACGGACGGGCAGCAGAAGAGUGUGGUGCGACGGGACUGCCUCAGGCUGGUCGGGAAGCUCGCCAGUCUACAUAAAGACUUGAUGGCCUGCCACCUGCCGAAGAUGGUGGGAAAUAUUGUUAGGAGGUUGAAGGAUCCAGAUUCCAACAUUCGUGACGCCUGUGUUGAAACUAUUGGAAUUAUGGCCUCGCAAGUCAGCGGAUUUGAUGGUCUCUCUACCAUCAAUGUCUUUGUGAAACCUUUGUUGGAGGCUUUGGCGGAGCAGCACAAAGUCUUGCAGACCGGAGCGUCUCUGUGUUUGGCGCGAGUCAUAGAAUCUGCAAGGGAUCCGGACCCUCAUAUUCUACACCGCCUCUGUCCACGAAUUGUGAAAAUGCUGGGCAGCCCUAACUUUCUGGCGAAGGCGUCCCUACUCAAUGUUGUCGGAGUCAUGGUCCAGGUUCCCGGAGUGGUUUCUAUGUCUCAAUUACCCUCGUUGCUUGGCUCUGUCCAAGAGGAGCUUGAUAACAGCGAGUGGACAGUGAAGAAAGCAGCAGCUGAGACCUUAUCCAACAUGGCCACGGCAGUUGGAGGCGUUUUGGGGUCCUACAGGGGAAGUGUACUGGCUACUUUAGAGAACAACCGGUUUGAUAAGGUGAAUAUUGCUUCCUUCUCGGCUUCUCUAAACUUGCAGAGUUGCUACAUCUGGAAGCAGUGGUUCAGCCUCCCCAUCUCGUUGUUUUGAAGUAGAUGCCACCGCUUCCAUAUCUGAUCGGAGAAAUAAUAUGCGGGGCCUACCUACCUCAAUUUCAGAUACAUGUGGAAGGAACAGGU
This is a messenger RNA of Physcomitrium patens, 1340 nucleotides long. The record is from RefSeq and is a predicted model, not a curated record. Lineage: Eukaryota; Viridiplantae; Streptophyta; Bryopsida; Funariales; Funariaceae.